AACCUGCAGGGCAGCGGCCACAGGUCCUCCGAGCAGAAGAAGAAGAAGCUCUCAUUACACAGCAGCAGCAGCAGCAGCAGAAGAAGAAGAAGAAGAAGAAGCAGAGCUGCAAUGGUUAGCCCCAGGACCCGGAAGUAGGCUAGCUGUGAGCUAACCUCUAGCUGCUAACACCUGUGUGGUCGUGAAGGAACCGGCCGCCACCUUUUGAACAGGUAAACCUCUGAACAGAGGCUCAUGCUCCAGAGGCUCAUGCUCCAGUCUCUGAAACUCGGUCGUCCUCAAUGUGCCGCUUUCCUCCAUGAAACAUGGCGUUCCUCUUGGUUCGGUCUGCUGAGGAAACGGUGUCGGGUCAGAACUGCUCUGUUGGUCUUCACCGGCGCCACCCGGACCUCAACGACACGUCCGGCCUCGCUAUGGGUCAGGACCGGGGCAAGUACGACUUCUACAUCGGCCUGGGGCUGGCCGUGAGCUCCAGCAUCUUCAUCGGGGGCAGCUUCAUCCUCAAGAAGAAGGGCCUCCUGCGGCUGGCCAGGAAGGGCUCCAUGCGGGCAGGUCAGGGAGGCCACGCCUACCUCAAGGAGUGGUUAUGGUGGGCGGGGCUACUGUCAAUGGGAGCUGGGGAAGCAGCCAACUUCGCAGCCUAUGCCUUUGCUCCGGCGACCCUGGUGACCCCGCUGGGCGCCCUCAGCGUGCUGGUCAGCGCCGUGCUGUCCUCGUACUUCCUGACGGAGCGUCUGAACCUGCACGGGAAGCUGGGCUGCGUGCUCAGCAUCCUGGGCUCCACCACCAUGGUGAUCCACGCCCCCCAGGAGGAGGAGAUCAGCAGCCUGGACCACAUGGCCCAGAAGCUGGUGGACCCGGGGUUCUUCAUCUUCGCCACCCUCGUGGUCAUCGUGGCGCUCAUCUUCAUCUUCGUGGUGGGUCCCCGUCACGGCCAGACCAACAUCCUGGUCUACAUCACCAUCUGCUCCGUGAUCGGCGCCCUGUCGGUGUCCUGCGUGAAGGGGCUGGGCAUCGCCAUCAAGGAGGCGAUCGCCGGCAAAAGCGUGGCCAGGAAGCCGCUGGCGUGGAUCCUGCUGCUGGGCCUGGUGGCGUGCGUCAGCACGCAGAUCAACUACCUGAACAAGGCGCUGGACAUCUUCAACACCUCGCUGGUCACGCCCAUCUACUACGUGUUCUUCACCACGUCCGUGCUCUCCUGCUCCGCCAUCCUCUUCAAGGAGUGGGGCCACAUGGGCGGCGACGACGUGAUCGGCACGCUGAGCGGCUUCCUCACCAUCAUCGUGGGCAUCUUCCUGCUGCACGCCUUCAAGGACGUGAGCGUGAGCCUGGCCUCGCUCGCCGUGGCCAUGAGGAAGGACGAGCGGGGGGCGUCGCCCGCCGCCAACGGCACGGCGUCGCACUACGAGCUGCUGCUGCCGCACGGCGAGGAGCCCUUCGAGAGCGUGUCCCGGAGGAACGGGGCGGCCUCGUCGGACCACUGAGACUCUGUGGGGGGGCGGACCGCCCCGGACCACUGAGACUCUGUGGGGGGGGCGGACCGCCCCGGACCACUCAGACUCUGUGGGGGGGGGCGGACCGCCCCGGACCACUCAGACUCUGUGGGGGGGGGCGGACCGCCCGGACCACUCAGACUCUGUGGGGGGGCGGACCGCCCCGGACCACUCAGACUCUGUGGGGGGGCGGACCGCCCCGGACCACUCAGACUCUGUGGGGGGGGGGCGGACCGGUGGAUUGUACUUAACCUUUUGAUUUGCCUUACGUUCUCGGACCCGGUCCUCAGUCAUUCCUCUGUAGCUGUAUAUAUAUAUAUGAGUUUUUUAACAGAUGCGCAUGCAUCUCAUGCACUGACUUACUUUCUAUGAAUCAAGAUGAUUUUAAUAUAAAUAUAUUCUAUACGAGGUCCUGCUGACAAAAGGACCGUCACUUUGAUUUGGUUUUUUUCGUGAUACUUGAAAGAUUAAAAACAAACAAAAACUAUUUGAGUUGGAA
Molecule: messenger RNA, 1992 nt
Organism: Cyclopterus lumpus (lumpfish)
Lineage: Eukaryota; Metazoa; Chordata; Actinopteri; Perciformes; Cyclopteridae
Gene: nipa2
Product: NIPA magnesium transporter 2
Exons: 7
Coding region: 306-1484 (392 amino acids)
Biological process (GO): magnesium ion transport
Cellular component (GO): membrane
Molecular function (GO): magnesium ion transmembrane transporter activity
Source: RefSeq, a predicted model, not a curated record